AACUCUCGGGGAUCGGUUAGUGAAAUUUUUGAAGAGGUCGAGAGAGGUCGCGCUGCUGGUGUUUGAGCGCGGCGCCUCUUCUAACAACCGGAUGUUGUCUCCUGCUGAUAUCCUCCGGUGCUACGUUCAUUGUGGUCCCCAAAAUGGCGAACGUUGCUGCAGCUACCGUGGCCGCUGCGGCCGCAGCUGCCGCCGCGAACAGAGACCCAGCCGUGGAUAGGUCACUACGAUCGGUUUUCGUUGGAAACAUUCCAUAUGAAGCCACAGAAGAGCAGUUGAAAGACAUAUUCUCCGAAGUCGGACUUGUUGUCAGCUUCAGGUUAGUGUAUGACAGAGAGACAGGAAAGCCAAAGGGAUAUGGCUUCUGUGAAUACCAGGACCAGGAAACGGCCCUCAGUGCCAUGAGGAACCUGAACGGGAGAGAGUUCAGUGGUCGGGCUCUCAGAGUCGACAAUGCAGCUAGCGAAAAAAAUAAAGAAGAGCUCAAAAGUCUGGGCACCGGAGCCCCCAUCAUCGAGUCUCCUUUUGGAGACAGUGUGUCGCCAGAGGAGGCUCCAGAGUCCAUCAGCAGAGCUGUGGCGAGUCUUCCACCUGAGCAGAUGUUUGAGUUGAUGAAACAGAUGAAGCUGUGUGUACAAAACAGCCCCCAGGAGGCGAGAAACAUGCUGCUGCAGAACCCGCAGCUGGCCUACGCUCUGCUGCAGGCGCAGGUGGUGAUGCGGAUCGUUGACCCGGAGAUCGCCUUGAAAAUGUUGCAUCGUCAAACAGCUGUUCAGCCGCUGGUGUCCAGCAGUCAGGGUGGAGGAGCACCGCCUGUCAAUCCUCCGGUUCAGCCCAACGUGCAGGUGUCUCAGCCACAGCCUGUGCCGGUCAUGCAUGUGAAUGGAGCCCCUCAGAUGAUGCAGCCCGCCAACAUGGGCGUUGUCCCCAACAUGCCUGUACCGGGCCCUGUACCAGGACCCGGACCCGGACAAAUCGGACCUCCAGGAAACCUACAGAAUUCCCCCACAGGAUCAGCCGGACCCGCCGCUAUCGAGCGGCCUCAAGGGCCGGGCGGUAUCCCACCCAGAGGCCUGUUAGGCGAUGGACCCAAUGAUCCCAGAGGAGGAACUCUGCUGUCUGUCACCGGAGAGGUCAUCGACCCCAACCGGGCCUACAUGGCCGCUCCGCCGCCCCACCAGGCUCCGCCCGUACAUAUACCUCAGAUGGGAGGCGGGCCACAGAUGGGAGGCGGACCUCAGAUGGGAGGCGGACCUCAGAUGGGAGGCGGACCUCAGAUGGGAGGCGGGCCACCCGAAAUGAGAGGCCCUCCGAUGCCUGAGCCACGGACCAUGAUGGUGGAUCCACGAGGGCCGCCGAUGAUGGAGCCGCGGGGACCACCAAUGGAACCCAGAGGCCGUGACCCGAGGGCGAUGGACGCUCGCGGGCCGGUGGCGGGUCAGAGGGUUCCCAUGGUGCCCGGGAUGCAGGGCCCGGUCUCCCACGCCAUGGGUCCAAACGUUCCUCCGCCUGCAAGACCGGGUCCGGGUAUUUCUGGCGUCGCGCCCUCAGGAGGAGGCUUCAGUCCCGGCCAGAGUCAGGUCUCCACUCAGGAUCAGGAGAAGGCCGCCCUCAUCAUGCAGGUCCUGCAGCUGACCCCGGAGCAGAUCGCCAUGCUGCCGCCGGAGCAGCGGCAGAGCAUCCUCAUCCUCAAGGAGCAGAUUCAGAAAACCGCCUCUGGCGCUCCGUGAUUCUCCAAGACGGAGUUCCUCCUCGGCUUCCCGCCUGGAGCAGGAAGGAGUUUUCUGAUUUCAACGAUGUUUUCACUCGUUCCUGCUGCAGGAGCCGCUGUCUCUUCCUGAAACCGGCCGCUCUGCACAAACACAAAAUAUUACCAAGUAUUUUUAUCUAGCUUCUAGUGAAAAUGUCUUGAAAUAAGAGAGAAUGUCACAUUUUUCCCAUGAGUAAAUAAUCUGCCAGUAGACCCACCACCUUUUAAUCAAUAUUAAGGAAUUAUUUGGUAAAACGUUACUUGUCAGUUUGAUCUUAUUUCAAGACAGCUCUAGAAACUAGAUAACAGUACUUGGCAAUAUUUUGUGUUUUUGCAGUGUAGGAGAUCAUAGCUUUGUUUCCUUUUUGUAUGAAGAGUAGCUUUGAUCCGAAUGACUUCAGAAAUGGACACGUUUUUUUUUUUUUUCCUUUAAACCAAACUGUUGUAAAAUCUCAAAACUGUUUUGUCAAUAAAACUAAAGAAGUCACAAAA
This is a messenger RNA of Poecilia latipinna (sailfin molly), 2242 nucleotides long. RefSeq names its product cleavage stimulation factor, 3' pre-RNA, subunit 2 (gene cstf2). The transcript is spliced from 13 exons. The coding region runs from base 144 to 1730 and encodes 528 amino acids. Gene Ontology annotation, molecular function: mRNA binding. Gene Ontology annotation, cellular component: mRNA cleavage and polyadenylation specificity factor complex. The record is from RefSeq and is a predicted model, not a curated record. Lineage: Eukaryota; Metazoa; Chordata; Actinopteri; Cyprinodontiformes; Poeciliidae. Gene Ontology annotation, biological process: mRNA 3'-end processing.